Molecule: messenger RNA, 1397 nt
Organism: Daldinia caldariorum
Lineage: Eukaryota; Fungi; Ascomycota; Sordariomycetes; Xylariales; Hypoxylaceae
Exons: 1
Coding region: 150-1172 (340 amino acids)
Source: RefSeq, a predicted model, not a curated record
CCCCCCUUUUUUUUUCUCUUACUCUCUGUCUCUAAAACUACAUCCUAGAUAUCCCGUGCCGUGUGAGAGAGAGAGGGAUGUGGAGAUAAGGCUGAAGGCUUUAUCUUAUAGUGUAGAGUAACGCUGAUUGGUUAGAAGAGCGGUGCCCGAUGGCGACUUGUUCAUUUAGGAAGACGACGCUGUCGCACGCGCAGAAGACGGUGCUCGCCAUGUCCCGCGCCCAGUACCUCGAGGACAUACGGGCCACGCGGCCCGCGGACAAGCUCUUCGUCGGCGUGUGCAUCUUCCGCAUGGACGCGCACAGCUCGCGGCCCUCCGUCUUGCUGCUCCGCCGGUCCUCUUCGUCCUCGUCUCCCCCGUCCGCCCUGUCCUCGUCUUCCGCCACCACCCCCGAGUCGACGGCUAUUUUUUCUUCUCCUUUUUCUUCUCCUUCGUUUCCUAGUACGCCGCCUACUUCACCCUAUUCUUCUUCUUAUUCCCCCUUUUCUCCUCCUUCUUCUAUUCGCUGGGGACGGAGUCGAUACGAUGAAGAGCAGCAAGAUUAUACUAGUAGCGGCUAUGGGAACAGGCAUGGGAAUAGUUGUGACUAUGGUGAUGGCAAUGGAUACCGAAAUGGGGAAGGCAUGUGGGAGCUCCCCGGGGGCAAGGUGCUCGACGAGGACUUCUGCAUCUCAGCGGCGGUGGCGCGGCAGGUGGCGGAGCAGACGGGGCUGCAGGUGGUGCGGGUGCUCGGGGCGCUGCAGGACGUGAGGCGCGUGGUCGAGGUGCGGAUACUGGACUGGGACGACGACGGGGUCGGGAUAUUCACGGCCGGAGGGAGUAGUAGUGGGGACUUGUCCGUGCUAGAUGGGGCCACGCUGACUUCGGCUACGGGGUCGCUUGGUAGUGGCAGAGGCAGUGGCAGAGGUGUUGGUGGGAUUAGGGGGAGUACCGGGUCGACGCAGUCGCGAAGGUCGCCGAUACAUAACCCGCAGCUGGUGCUGCGCAAGGAGUGCCUACAGCUGAACUACGCGGUGCUGGUGAAGAACCACGAGGACCUCGCCGUGAAGUCGCCGGAGCACGAAGAGCUGGUAUGGGCGAGCUUCAGCCGGGCCGAGGCGCUGCCUAUGCCGGAGGAGAUUAGGACCGUGGUUCACCAGGGGUUGGCGUUUGCGGGGGAGUUUUUAUUUUGAAUAACUACUAGGUUUGAAUGGAUAGAUCUACGCAUUAUACUUGGGGGUAUCUUAUUGGCUUUGUGUUUUUGCUACGGCUUAUUAUAAAUGUCAAACGUUGGUUGCUAUGGUGUUAAGGGGGGGUUCUGGGCAUAGAUUAUUUACUUACCUCCUACUUCAGGUACUCAGGUAUGUAUAUAUAUGGAACUAAGGUCGAGGAGUGUUGUAUAUAUAUUUUAGUUAACU